Didymodactylos carnosus is the source of this 606-nucleotide messenger RNA. Lineage: Eukaryota; Metazoa; Rotifera; Eurotatoria; Philodinida; Philodinidae. The record is from the annotation of a GenBank genome assembly.
AUGGGAUGGCAACUUAUUCCAUACUGUAUUCGUCGUCCAAUAAGUAAUGAAAUCGAUGACAUUCGUAAAAAUUCAACUCUAUGUUAUGGUACGUUAUAUUCAUUUCGUCAACUGAAAAGUUUCAAUAUAAUCAGUCAAAAUUUAUUUGAUUGGUAUGCGUCGAAUGAUAUUAUUAAUGAUUAUGAAAAAUAUCUUAGUCAACAUACAGUGUCAAAUAGUGAACAAUUAUUUUGUAAUUGUUCGGAUGGUUGGUUUGGUACACAAUGUCAGUAUCGUAUUCUUUCGGAUGACAAAGGUGAAUCGUUUGACAACAUAAUUACUCAACAAUUCGCUUUGAAACCUACAUUUGCUUAUAUGAAGAGAAUUGAAGUGGACGAAAAGAAUAUCAGUCUCACAUGUUAUAUUGGCUUACAGUGUAAUAGCACCUUAUGUUUAGAUUGGAGACAAAUAUGUGAUGGCAUUGUUGACUGUGAACAAGCCGAAGAUGAACAAAAUUAUACAAAAUUAGAAUUGAAUGUAUGCGAUACAAAAACUGAAUUUCGAUGUAAAAAUAACCAAUGUUCCAUUAUUAUGAUACUUGGAGACUCAAAGAAUAAUAAAAUUUAG